This is a messenger RNA of Eucalyptus grandis, 582 nucleotides long. RefSeq names its product pentatricopeptide repeat-containing protein At2g36240-like. The record is from RefSeq and is a predicted model, not a curated record. Gene Ontology annotation, molecular function: protein binding. NCBI's taxonomy places the organism in Eukaryota, Viridiplantae, Streptophyta, Magnoliopsida, Myrtales, Myrtaceae. The coding region runs from base 1 to 582 and encodes 193 amino acids. The transcript has 3 exons.
AUGAAGGAGAAGGGUUGCAGCCCAGAUGUGGUCAGUUUCAAUACUUUGAUCAGGGGGUUUUUUCGGGAGAGGAAGUUUGAGGAUGCGAUCGCAAUGGCUUAUGAGAUGAUCGAACUGGGGUGCCAGUUGUCGAGUGUGACUUGUGAGAUUUUGGUCGAUGGCCUCUGUACGGAAGACGGAAAUAUUCCAAGCUUGAUUGCUUGUACUACUUUGGUGGAAGGGUUGAGGAAGCAGAAGAAAAGGGAAGAUGCACUUGCUUUGAUGGAAAAUAUGCUUAAAGAAGGUAUUGUACCAGACAUUGUGACGUUUAAUUGUUUGCUUGAGGAUCUUUCUGAUAUAGGGAAGACUGUGGAAGCAAACAAAUUGAGGUUGUUGGCGCAAAGCAAGGGUUUGGAACCAGAUGGCAGGAUGUACAGGAUUCUGGUAUCUGGUUUUACAAGAGAAAGAAAGAGAAAGGAGGGCCAGAUUCUGAUGGUUGAGGACAAUGUACUGCCUGGGAGCGAACAGAACAGAUACUGGUACGUGCACAAAACAACGAGUGGAAAGGAACGGAAACUUCGCAUUGAGUUGUACGAAUUGUAA